This is a messenger RNA of Tripterygium wilfordii, 3048 nucleotides long. RefSeq lists its product as uncharacterized. The transcript is spliced from 4 exons. Bases 1410 to 2561 code for a protein of 383 amino acids. NCBI's taxonomy places the organism in Eukaryota, Viridiplantae, Streptophyta, Magnoliopsida, Celastrales, Celastraceae. The record is from RefSeq and is a predicted model, not a curated record.
UCUGCAUUUUACGCAUUCUCCCGACGACUUCCGCAUUCUUUCCCUACUCGUGCGUUUCUCCCUGCCAAUUAAAGAAAGUGAGACAAAGCAAUUGCACUUGCUCAUCAGACAAGAUCGAAGAACCAGAAGAAACAAAAAAACACCUUUCUCAACAAUCACAAUGAAAUACAUGGUUUUGCUAAGACAACCGACAAACCAGCACCCACACCCCAAGCCAAUGAGGUCUGAUCUCCGAGUAACGAGGGCGGUGCAAUAAAAUGAUCCUCCUCUUGAUCCCGUCUUCUCCGAUUCGCUUUGCUGAAGUAAACACCCAGAAAAUCCUCCUCUUUAUCCUGUCUUUUCUGAUACGCUUUAUCGAGGGAAUAAGAGGAAUUGAGGCAGGUGUAUAAGCCCUUUUUUCCCCCUCAUUUACUUGACUCCUAUGGUGAAAUUCCAUUACUUUUCUGUCACUAUAACGCAAUUUCUUCUUAGGUUCUUCCUUGGCAGCUCAGCGGUAUUCUAUGUUGAGAUUUACACUAGGUGCUGCCAUCAAAUUUCAGCUGCACAGUGGUAUUUAAGGUCAUAAUUAUACAAAGGUUGUGCCUUCAAAUUUCAGCUACACAGUGGUAUUUGAGGUCAUAAUUAUACAAAGUGUCUUUAAAGAAUGGAUCAUCCUGAGACAAAUAGGAAAAAUAGGAUAGCAAAGCAACGUUUGAAAAGAAAUCAAAAGAGCCAUCUGAGCCAACUCUAUUCUCAGAUGAAUUACUUGCUCAAAAUGUUGCUGAUACUUUGAACUUGGGUUCUCCAGAAUAUAAGUGUCAGUAUUGUGGGGCUAUUUUUUGGUUUGCUGAACGGCUCAAAAAUCAUCACUCGAAUAUUCCCAUAUACUCGCUUUGUUGCAGACAGGGUCGUAUAAAGCUUCCUGGGGAUAGAGGAGCUCCUCGUCCAUUAAAACAACUGUUAGAUUAUAAUGGGGGUCAGCUUUCAAAACUUUUUCAUCAGAAUCUAAGGAUGUUCAAUUGCAUGUUUGCAUUUACAUCUUUCGGUGGCAAAAUUGAUCGAGACAUAAAUGAUGGACAAGCACCAUAUACAUUCAGAAUUAAUGGUCAAAACCAUCAUCUUAUAGGCUCCUUGGUUCCAUUACCUGGUGAGAAACCCCAAUUUGCUCAGCUGUAUAUUUAUGACAUGGAGAAUGAAGCUACAAAUAGAUUAGCAGCUUUUUCAAGCUCUAGAGCAAACAUUGAAGCUGAUGAAGUUGAACGUAUUAUUUUACAGCUAAUAGAAAUGUUUGAUAAGGUUAAUGCAUUGGUAAAAAUUUUUCGGACGGCAAGAGAUCGAUUUAGAACUGUGAUCUCCAUUCUGUGUCUUUAAUAUUAUCUGCGAAGCGUCCAGAUGAUACUUCUCAAUAUAAUCACCCAUCUGUUCCUGAGAUGGCGGGAUUAAUUGUUGGAGAUCUUAGGCAGUCUGAUGAAGGCCGUGAUAUUAUAGUUGAAUACCAAACAGGAAAAUUGAAACAGAUAAGUGAUUUGCAUCCUGCUUUUAUGGCUAUGCAAUAUCCUAUCUUAUUUCCAUAUGGCGAAGAUGGAUAUAAAAUUGAUAUUCCUUAUCAAUUUGAUAUAGGUACAAGAAAAAUGAAACGGGAGUUUGUCACCAGGAGAGAAUAUUAUUGUUAUAUGCUGCAACAAAUGAGCUCUAAAAGUCAAUUACUCAUUAGAGGAGGCAGAUUAUUGCAACAAUAUAUCAUUGAUGCAUUCACCUCUAUAGAAGAUGAAAGGUUGUGUUAUAUUCGAUUUAAGUAUCAACAAGAGCAUUAUAGAUCUAAAAUCUAUAAAGGUGUACAAGAUGCAUUUCUUCAUGGAGAUAUCAGUGCAAAUACAGUUGGGAAACGUAAUAUUCUACCAGCAAGCUUCACUGGAAGUCCUCGCUAUAUGAUUCAGCAUUAUCAUGAUGCAAUGGCAAUUUGUCGUGCUCUUGGAAAUCCUGAUCUUUUCAUCACUUUUACAUGUAAUACACAGUGGAAAGAGAUCUGUGAUGCAUUGAACCUCAUCCCAGGACAACGAGCAGAAGACAGACCCGAUAUUAUCUUCCGAGUUUUCCAUACGAAACUAAUUGAGUUCAUGAAAGAUAUAAAACAAGAAAACUACUUUGGUAGAGCUAUUGGUGGCAUACAUACUGUGGAGUUCCAGAAAAGAGGCUUACCUCAUGUUCAUAUAAUAGUGUGGCUCCAUCCAGAUGAUAAAUAUUCAACCACUGAUGAUAUUGAUGAGAUUAUAUGUGCAGAAAUUCCAGACAAACAGUUGGAUCUCAUACUCUACAACAUCGUUUCAGCUUUUAUGAUUCAUGGACCUUGUGGUAUUGCCAAUCCUAAAGCACCCUGUAUGAGAAAUCAGAGGUGUACCAAACAUUUCCCAAAAAAAUACAGCUCAGAAACAGUUAUUGCAGAUGAUGGUUUUGCUCUUUAUAGAAGACGUGAUGAUGACAGAACAGUUGUUAAAGGACGAGUGAAACUUGACAAUCAAUCUGUUGUUCCUUACAAUAAAGGACUACUAUUAAAGUAUCAAGCACAUGUAAAUGUUGAAUGAUGUAAUCGCUCAAGAUCAAUCAAAUACUUAUUUAAGUAUAUCAGUAAGGGACCAGAUAGAGCAAGAGCAAUGUUACAUGAAAACAUUGAUCAAGUUCAACCCUGUUCAUCAGCUCAAUCUAAAGUUAUUGAUGAGAUUCAAACUUUUCUUGAUUGUAGAUAUCUUACUGCAUAUGAAUCAAUUUGGAGGAUUUUCGACUUUGACAUCCAUUGUAAGUUUCCUGCGGUUCAAAAUCUUACAAUUCACUUACCUUUGAUGAAUAAUAUAAUCUUUCGAGGUGAUCAAAAUGUUGAUGGACUGCUGCAUCAACCUAGUAUAAAAAAGACUAUGUUAACAGAGUGGAUGUCUACAAAUUGCACAGCUGAAGAUGCACGUCAACAAACAUACGCUAAAUUCCCCUCUUUUUGGAGAUGGGAUGGAAAAAACAAGUUCUAGUUUCGGAGACAACGAGGACAGUGUAUUGGUCGAAUAUCAUAUGUCCCUCCGA